Molecule: messenger RNA, 1390 nt
Organism: Bursaphelenchus xylophilus (pine wood nematode)
Lineage: Eukaryota; Metazoa; Nematoda; Chromadorea; Rhabditida; Aphelenchoididae
Source: the annotation of a GenBank genome assembly
AUGAUGAGAACCGGUCUGUUCCUGGCUUCUCUCCUCUUCGCCGUCCCAAUCCACGCUACCAACUGGCAUAUUGCAGGCAAAAUUGAGGUUCCUAUGCUGGACGAUUUCUCGGGAUACCCCAAAGUUGUGAGUUGAAAUUUCUAAAGCAAAUCGGAGACCCCUAGCUCGCGCUUUCCAAAAAAUUUUAUCUCUACAAUUUCAAAACAAAUUUUUUUAGUUGGUCCAGCUGAUUUCCGGAGGAGUGUGGAAUUCCGAGUGCGGAGAGACGCUAGCCGAAGCGGACGGAAAAUUCUCGCUCACUUGUCCCUCUCCGUGGAAUUGGUUCAGCGUCAAACAUUUGGCUGUGUAAGUGAAAAAAAUUUUUUUGAAUUUUUCAUUAAUAUUUUUUUUUUAAAUUCUGCGGAUAUUGUUGUCGAAUAAUGCCUCGGGCAUUUUUUUGUAAAACUUCCUUUUCCUGGCCCCAGCAAAAAGAAGGUUUUGCAUCUUGCUUCCGAACAAUUCCGGGUAAAAGUUCCUUAUUUUGGCCACAGCUUAUAACUUUGCGAAAACUGGUCGGAAUUUGCCCAAAUUUAGCGUGCACGCUCAAUUCAUCGUUGUCAAUGCCCGGACAGUGGAUUUAGUUACUGAGGUACCUUCUUUUUUACGUACCACCUUGCCCUUCAAAAACGGCUGCAGCCUGUGAUUUUACACUUUAUACGAUGAAACAUGUCCGGAACUAAACUUAUUGCCUCCGUGUGGAACAAAAUGAGUCGUCACAGCCUUCGUAGGUACCCUUAAAGCUAUGGAGCUCAUAUAGUAAUUCAGUGCCAGCUAGGUCGGAGCGUUUUUUUCUAACUUUAGUGCCCAAGCUUGGGCGCAGUUCGCGGAGGACCUUUGUUGUGGCCAAAAUAAGGAACUUUUUCCGAGAUUUUUGUCAAAUAAUGCCUCAGGCAAGUUUUGAAAAAGGCAAAAAAAUUAGAGAUUUUUUUUCGAUCAUUAAAAAUAUAUAUAUUUUUUAAAACUUCCUUUUCCUUGCCCCAGAGAAAAGAAGGUUUUACAGCUUGCGCCCGAACAGUUCCGGUUGCAAGGAAUAUCAGGCUUAGCCUCAGGCAAAAGGCAGGUUAGGCUUAGCUUUGGCUUAGGCUGUUUUCUGUUUUAUUCGCAGUCCGCAGGAAAACCAGGGCGCAAGCUGCGAAGCGCCGGGCCAAAAAAAGGAAGUCUUUCCAUUUUUUUAUGUUUCAGGUAUCACCGUUUCGAUGACGGCGUUUGCAAAUUGAACUGGUUUGCCGACAUCUCGCUCGACGACGGGCAAACUUUCAAAAUUGAUGACAGCACCAAGUAUCGGCUGACAACGAAGAUUGCCCUACGGAUAUUUAUUGAAACUUUGACUAUAUUAAAUCUCAAAAAAUAA